AUACAUCAUUAUUUAUUGUUUAUUUUUCGCUUUCAUAAAAAGCAGUGUUCAUUUGUUUUUCAUUUGUAAUAAUAGUAGAAGCGUAGAACAAAAAAAAAAAAAAGUUAAGAAAAAAACAAGAACAAGAACUUUGUAGUAGAAGAAAACACUGAUAUAAAUUGAAUCGCAUUUCUCGUGAGUUCAUUUAUUUUUCCAUUUGGGUCUAAAUCAGCUACGACACGGUGUAGAAGAUUUCUGUGUCGGAGCUACACUGAGAAUGGCUUCUGACGGAGCAACUUCGGCGGCGAACAGUCGGAGGAAACCGUCAUGGAGGGAGAGAGAGAAUAACAGGAGGAGAGAGAGACGGAGAAGAGCUAUAGCGGCGAAGAUUUACGCGGGAUUGAGGUCUCAGGGGAAUUAUAAUUUACCUAAACACUGUGAUAACAAUGAAGUGUUGAAAGCUCUUUGUGCUGAAGCUGGUUGGACUGUUGAAGAAGAUGGCACUACCUAUCGUAGGGGAAUGAGGGCAGCAACACCAGGCGAUGGUGCGGGGAACAGAAACAAUCCAUUUUCAUCGCAAAAUCCAAGUCCUCUUUCAUCAUCAUUUCCAAGUCCAAUCCCAUCCUACCAAGUUAGCCCUUCUUCCUCUUCGUUUCCGAGCCCGUCUCGUAUGGAUGCAAACAACAACGCAUCAAAUCUCUUUCCAUACGGUCGUACUGUGUUCCCCAACAUGUGUCUCCCACCUUUAAGAAUAUCAAACAGCGCACCUGUGACGCCUCCCAUCUCAUCACCAACCUCAAGAAAUCCUAAACCGAUGAUUCCCACAUGGGAAUCGAUCGCCAAAGCAUCCGCUUCAUCGUUCAAUCACCCUCUCUUUGCAGCUUCUGCACCCACUAGCCCAUCGCACCGUCACCUUUAUGCACCGCCUACUAUACCUGAAUGUGACGAGUCUGAUACUUCUACUGUUGAGUCUGGCCAGUGGUUGAACUUUCAAGCCUUUGCAAAUGCUGCUAAAUCAGUCUCUCCUACAUUGAACUUUAUGAAACCCGUAAUCAAUGAGCAGCAUAACAUGGUGCCUGAUACCAGAAUGCAAGAGAUGAGGAUUUCAGAGCCAGAGUUUGGAGUGCAGGUGGUGAAGCCUUGGGUUGGGGAAAGGAUUCAUGAAGUGGGUUUGGAUGAUUUGGAACUUACUCUUGGAAAUGGAAAGGCUCCCAGUUAAUAAUGAAGAUAGUACAUGCAUCGGAUACAUGCAUCGGGUUGUAUGAGAUGUCGUCCAAAUGGAACCCUCGAUUUCUUUUGAGAAAUAGAGAGGAUCCCAACUCUUUUAUUUUAUGUUUGAAUCUAUAUCCAAAACUCUCAUUUAUUCUCCUUCUUUUAACAUAUAUAUAAAUAUCUUUCUUUAA
This is a messenger RNA of Trifolium pratense (red clover), 1382 nucleotides long. Its product is annotated as protein BRASSINAZOLE-RESISTANT 1. Bases 257 to 1198 code for a protein of 313 amino acids. The record is from RefSeq and is a predicted model, not a curated record. The transcript has 2 exons. Lineage: Eukaryota; Viridiplantae; Streptophyta; Magnoliopsida; Fabales; Fabaceae. Gene Ontology annotation, biological process: brassinosteroid mediated signaling pathway; DNA-templated transcription. Gene Ontology annotation, molecular function: DNA-binding transcription factor activity.